This is a messenger RNA of Onthophagus taurus, 1402 nucleotides long. Its product is annotated as reticulocyte-binding protein homolog 1. NCBI's taxonomy places the organism in Eukaryota, Metazoa, Arthropoda, Insecta, Coleoptera, Scarabaeidae. The record is from RefSeq and is a predicted model, not a curated record.
AUUUUAAUUUUAACCUAACUUAAUUGUCAGUUUAACGGUUUUCAAAUUAUUGUAAGAGAACUGGUAUUUUUAUAAGCACGUUGUGAAAAUAAUGGAAAAAGAAAACCCGGAUUUGAAUAAAGAAUUACCAAAUAAUUACAAAGAAAUAGUAGCAAAUGAACAAAACGAAAUGACUCAAGUUGUUGCGGCUCAAGUAACUGACUCAAAGAAGGAUGCUGGAAAUGAAGAGUUAAAGCAAUAUCUUAUGCCAUGGCUUCAUUUAGUAGAUUCAAAUGGAGAAUUACCAAGUAAUUAUGAAGAAAUACUAGCAACAGAAAAAAAACAGAAAGCUGAAGCUAUCAAGUACGAAGAACAGAAAGAAUCUGAUUCAGAGAAGAAAGCUAGAUAUGAAGCAUUAGUAAAGCAAUGUCACAUGCCUUGGCUUCAUUUAAUUGAUGGUGUAACAGGGGAAUUGCCAAAAAAUUAUAAACAAAUUUUAGCUGAAGAAGAAAUGCAAAAAAGAAAUAAAGAUCAAAAUAAUGAUUCCAAACCUGCUGGACAAACAAUGGUGGAUCUUAACAAUUCUUCAAAGUUAUCUCAUCUUAAAAGUGAUAAAAAAAUAAUCAAACUAUUCAAAAAACCCCCUGUAACGACAACAUCAAAAUCAAAUUCUAAAUCAUUUCUUUUUAAAACCCCAAAGGUGUCUAAUUGCAGUACAAAAUUUGCAAGUAAAAAUAAAAAGCCAUCUACAACAUCAAAUAAAGAUACUACUAAGUUAAUAACAAAUAAAAAACAAGAUGUUAGAAUUAAACCUUUGAUAAAAAUAGAAUCACCUCCACUUCAAAUUGAAAGUCAUUCCAGAAGGCAAUUAUUUGCAUCAACACCCAGAACACAACAAGAAAUAUCUCCUAAAUCGCCGAGUCCAUUAGCAGAUUCCAUUUUGAAUACUACAGCAAACUUUGUUGAAUUAGAAGCAUUAUUGCAAACGCCAAAAGUAGACAAGUUUAAUACAUUACAAAAACUUGAAGCGUACAUUAAUGAAACUGAGAAAUCAAUUAAGCGACAAACGGAUACUUUGAAUGAGUUAAAAGAAGUUUAUAAAUCGUUAAAAAUGGGAUCAGUGUUAAAAGAUUGUAAUAAGAAAAAGAACUUAAAUUUGAGAGUAGCCGUUUUGAAGAGUACAAUUGAUGUUAAUGAAAAAGAAAAUACAAAUUACAAAGCUGUGAAUCGUUAUAAUAACUUAAAAGCAGAUAUUGACUUAUUAAAAACGCCUAAUUAUGCAAUGGUAAAUGAUAUGAGAAAUCGAUUAUCAAAAAAAGUUAUGAAUCAAUGCGUAAUGUUAGAGGAUACACCCAAGAAAUAGAUGUUAUAUUUAUAUUUUAAAAAUAGUUUUUAUAAUUUCCAAAGUAUGUAAUAUUUGAUA